Molecule: messenger RNA, 1884 nt
Organism: Salvia hispanica
Lineage: Eukaryota; Viridiplantae; Streptophyta; Magnoliopsida; Lamiales; Lamiaceae
Product: putative late blight resistance protein homolog R1A-3
Molecular function (GO): ADP binding
Source: RefSeq, a predicted model, not a curated record
AUGGCUGCUGAAAUGUUUCGCAGUUCAGAGAUUCAUAACCACUUCAACAAGCUCAUUUGGGUUAGUGUUUCCGAUCCAACGGAAAAAAAUAUAUUGCUUUUGAUUCUAAGACAGCUGGAUCCAUCCGAACCUCCACGUGUUAUUCCUUUUGAGUUACGCAAGCAAGUUGGAAGGCUGUUAAAGGAAAAAAAAAUCUUGCUUGUCCUAAACGAUGUGCCGAAAUUGAGUAAGGAAGAUUUAAAAGGGCUUCUAAUCACCUUAGGAGAGAGUGAUAAAGGGAGUAAAGUCUUGAUCACCGGUGAUAAUCCUGAAGUGGCUAAUUUUGUUGAAGAUGAUUCUCUCAUAGAGUUGAAGCUGCUGAAACAUGAGCAAAGUUGGGACUUACUAAAGUGGGAGUUACUAAAGAAGCUUCCAUGCCCACCUGAGUUUGAAAUCCAUGGACAACUAAUUGCAGAAAAUUGUAAUGGCCUACCUCGAGAUAUUGUUUCAACGGCUAACGCUUUAAUCACAAAGCUUAGACGUAUAGACGAUCCAAGUGGUCGGAUUCAACUUGUAGCAAAGAAUUUGGUUAAAAUUGAAGAGAAGAGGCUUGACGGUUCGGCUAAAACAUGCAGCAUCACUGAGUCAAUUCAUAAGUUCUGUCAAAAAGAAUCUGAACCUGAUCGAGAGAACUUCCUCCAAGAAUUCAUAAAGCAUGACCGGGAAGGAUUCUUUCCUGUAAUCGAUGGGGUAAAGAAAAAUCGACGUGUUUGUGUUCAUGGACACAUUUCUAAGUUCAUCCCAAAAUUCAUCUCUUCUUCAAGACAAGAGAUCUGGCUCCGGUCAUUUGUUUCUCACUCCAAUGAAGCAUUCACUUUGCAUAAGAAUGACAUUUCGAAGAUCCGUGCAGCUUUCAACCUACUUAGGGUGUUGGAUGCCAAGCCCAUCAAUGUCAAAAGAAUCCACAGUGAAUUGUGCCUCCUGGUACAUUUGAGGUACGUCACCCUUUCGCUCAAGGGUGACGUUCUCCCAGAAGCUAUCUCCAAACUUCGGAAUGUACAGACUCUUAUAGUUCAUACAACAUCCCGCACCCUCAAGAUUGAAGCAAAUAUAUUGGUGAUGGUUGAGUUAAGGCAUUUCGAAACAAAUGCUUCAGCUACUUUACCCAAAAAAAGUGGAGCUUCAGAGGAAGAUGAAAGGCUGGAGACACUCUGCGGCAUUUCCCCUAAAAGUUGCACCUCAGAAUUAUUCGAGAAACUUCCCAAUUUAAAGAAACUAGGCAUAUGUGGCCAACUUGCACUACUGCUUGAUGGAAAGAAUGAUUUGUUGUGCAAAUUAGAUAAAGUUGAAAAACUUAAGCUGCUAAACCAAGAGGAAACUGGAGACGAGAAACUAAAGCUACCAACAUGGAUAACAAGUUCUAAACAAAAAGGCCAACUGAACAGCCUGAUUCUCGGACCCUCGACAUUCCAUGGAAGCCUAAGGACUCUAACAUUGUCUGCUACAUGUCUCAGUUGGGAGCAUAUUUUUGUUCUUGGAACACUGCAGCAACUGGAGGAGCUGAUGCUAAAAGAUAACGCAUUCUCUGGCAAGGAGUGGAAGGUCCAUGAUGAUGGUUUCCCCCAUCUUCAAAUAUUGAAAAUUAAGAACUUACAUUUUGAAAAUUGGAAAUGUUCAAGGAGUCACUUCCCGCGGAUCAGACGCAUUGUGUUGUUCAAAUGCGAGCAACUGCAAGAAAUUCCCAUUGAGUUGGCUCAUAUCCCAACCUUCCAAGAGUUGCAUUUGCAAAAUGGUGGUGAAAUAGCUAAAAUAUGUGCCAUGGACAUUCGCGAGAAGAAACUAGAAAUGAGAAAUACUAACCACAACAUCGUGUUCAAGCUCUUACCUAAGGAUAUAUUCAGAUGA